UGCGCUCCAUGCUGUUCAUUUCUAGGAAUGUUGAAUAUAAGCAAGAGAUUCCCCUCUUCCCACAGCAGCAGGAAGCCGCAGAGAGCUCGGAGGAUGAGAUUGCCGUAGGCGGGAGUGAGGAUGAUGAUGAUGAUGAUGAUGAUGAUGAUGAUGAUGAUGAUGAUGAUGAUGAUGAUGAUGAUGAUGAUGAUGAUGAUGAUGAUGAUGAUGAUGAUGAUGAUGAUGAUGAUGAUGAUGGUGAUGAUGAUGAUGAUGAUGAUGAUGAUGAGUAAAUCAUAUAAUACUAUGCUAUGCUU
This is a messenger RNA of Closterium sp. NIES-67, 296 nucleotides long. NCBI's taxonomy places the organism in Eukaryota, Viridiplantae, Streptophyta, Zygnematophyceae, Desmidiales, Closteriaceae. The record is from the annotation of a GenBank genome assembly.